Messenger RNA from Diplodia corticola, 1641 nucleotides. Its product is annotated as major facilitator superfamily transporter. Lineage: Eukaryota; Fungi; Ascomycota; Dothideomycetes; Botryosphaeriales; Botryosphaeriaceae. The record is from RefSeq and is a predicted model, not a curated record. The transcript is spliced from 3 exons. Gene Ontology annotation, biological process: transmembrane transport. Gene Ontology annotation, molecular function: transmembrane transporter activity. The coding region runs from base 1 to 1641 and encodes 546 amino acids.
AUGUCAUCCGACGACAUCAAGGAGGAAAAGGGCCGUGACCCGACCGCCAACGCCCUGGCCCAAACCGCCUCGUACGGCGAGGGCAAUGUGCAGGACAUUGACGACCCUGCCGUGCGCGACUUCUACGGCAGCUGCCUGAGCGACUCUUACCGACUGAAGUCUGAGCUCGUCAGCAAGCAACUGACGGAAAUCGGCAUGGGCAAGUACCAGUGGUGUCUUUUCGUCGUCACCGGCUUCGGAUGGAUCACCGACAACUUCUGGUCGCAGGGCAUCUCGACGGUGCAGCCCGCCAUGGCCAUGGAGUUCGCCGACAUCACCAAGCGGUCAUACAGCAGCGUCGCCUACUACGUUGGCCUGAUCCUGGGCGCCUCCUUCUGGGGCAUCUCGGCCGACUUCAUAGGCCGCAAGCCCGCCUUCAACGCCACCAUCCUGAUAGGCGGCAUCUUUGGCUGCGCUGUGGCCGGCGCCCAGAACUUCAUCGCCUUCUCCGCCCUCUGGGCCGUCAUCGGCACCGCCGCCGGCGGCAACGUGCCCGUCGACUCGAUGAUCUUCCUCGAGUUCGUGCCCGGCAGCCACCAGUGGCUACUGACCGCCCUGUCGGCCUGGUGGAACUUCGGCCAGGUCAUCGUCUCGCUGAUCGGAUGGGUCUUCCUGGCCAACUACUCGUGUCCGUCCGGCUCCGACUACACCACCUGCUCCCGCCGCGACAACAUGGGCUGGCGCUACACCAUGAUCACCCUCGGCGCCCUCGCCCUCGCCUUCGCCAUCAUCCGCAUCUUCGUCUUCAAGAUGCCCGAGAGCCCGCGCUACCUGCUGUCCAAGGGGCGCGACGCCGAGGCCGUCGACGCGGUCAAUUACAUUGCGCGCUUCAACGGCAAGCCCGAGACGCUGACGCUGGCCAUGCUGCACGACAUCGACGUGUCGCUGGGCAUGGCGACGACGCCGACGCCGACAGACGCCGACGUAAAGACGCAGAAGCUGUCCCGGCGCGACAUCAUGCGCGAGAACCUCAAGGACUACAAGGGCGUCAACUACAAGAGCCUGUUCGCGACGCCCAAGUUCGCCUUGCACACCAGCCUGAUCUGGCUGAUCUGGCUGACCAUCGGCAUCGCCUACCCCCUCUACUUCGGCUUCCUCCCCUCGUACCUCGAAACCAAAUUCAGCGCCGCCACCUCCCUCGACAUCACCUACCGCAACUACUGCAUCGUCUCCGCCACCGGGGUCCUCGGCCCCCUCGCCGCCGCCUUCCUCGUCGAGCCCCGCCGGCUCACGGUCGGCGGCGGCCGCCGCAGCAUGAUGGGCCUCUCGGCGCUGCUCACGGGCGUCUUCCUCUUCGCGUACACGGCCGCCGCCACCGAGACGCAGGACCUCGCCUUCCAGUGCGUCACCGGCAUCCUCGGCAACUUCGAGUACGCCGUCAUGUACGCCUUCACGCCCGAGAGCUUCCCCGCGCCGCUGCGCGGCACCGCCACCGGCACCGCCGCCACGCUGCUGCGCGUCGGCGGGCUGGUGGCCGCCGUGGUGAGCGCCAACGUCGGGUUUUCGACCGUGCCGAUUUACGUCAGUGCGGCGCUUUGGGUUGGGGUCGGCGUCGUGUGUGUGGGGUUGCCGUUUGAGACGGCGGGGCAUGCGGCUGUUUAG